AUGCCUGAUAUGAAGGGAGAAUGCUCAGCUAAACACCCCGAAAAGGUCUUGCUCGCACUACCACCAGUCUACCAAGGAAAAGGUUCAUAUACUGAGACUCCGAGGGGAUAUCGCGACAUCCAAAUCUCUAUGCCUGGAUCGCGGUCAAAAUCAAUCGAUGUGAUUCAAGUGGACACAACAGCUCUGCCUCAGCCAUUCCUUGACCCAACAGUGUUCAGGCAGUGGCAGACCAAAUCCUGA
Molecule: messenger RNA, 240 nt
Organism: Colletotrichum truncatum
Lineage: Eukaryota; Fungi; Ascomycota; Sordariomycetes; Glomerellales; Glomerellaceae
Source: RefSeq, a predicted model, not a curated record